AUGACACUGGGCUAUGCCCCAAACUGCCCUGUGUCCACAGCUCCUGAGGCCCCUGAGGAGGAGGUGCUGCCCGCUGCCCCGCGCCCAGACAGCCCCCUAGCCCGGCCCGCCGCCCCGCGCCCAGACGGCCCCCUAGCCCGGCCUGCCGCCCCCUCGGAUCUGCCGUCUCCCACCUCCUCUGUGGGUUCUGCAGGUAGUCUGGCCUGUUCGUCUCUCUGGGAGUUCCAGAAGGUCACAGCCACCCGGGUGCAGCUCUCCGGCAGCUCUUCCUCCCCGUCCAGCAUGGAGGCGAAGGUGACCCCAGGCGCAGACUCCAGCGGGUCUGCAGAGCACUUGGCUCUGGACUCUCAGGAGCGUGGCUGGCCUUUGUCCUGUGGUCCCCACCAGGACCACGCUCCUCCAGGUGCCACUCCUGGGGACAAGGGACAGGUGGCCGGGCAGAGGGCAGAGGCCAGGGGAGCCGGGUCCCUGUGUGGCUCCAGUGGGGAAGCCGCCGUGGCGGAAGGCCCGGGGCUCGAGGGCCGCUUCCUCCAGGAAGGCUGGCCCCCGCUCCCCGCAGAGGCCCCGUCCCCAGGGUUGGGGUCGGAGCUGUCGGAGGCCUCCAGCAGGAUCUGGGAUGAGGACAGCGAGGAGACGCCAGCAGAACCUGGGGCUGGGUGGGUGUGCGGAAGCCCCCGGCCCACAGCUGAGUCCCCCAGCCUCGAGAACAGGGCGGAGCCCGACGUGGCUGGCUCCUCCCCAGGCCCUGGGGGAGGACAGGAAGCUUCCGGAACCAGCAGGUGCCUACCUAGCGGGUCACCUAUGGAGAAAGCCAAGCAGGCAACCCAUGAGGCUCAAACCCCUGCCACCAGGGACUCAGAGCCACCACCGGCCUGUCCCCCGGGGCCCGCCCCAGGGCAGGGGGUGGGGGGCCACAGAGCAGAGGCCACCGCUCCCCAGGCCCCCCUCGGCCACCGCCAGGGGUUCACAGGUGCCGAUGGGAAUCUGCCCACUCAGAGGACGCCUGGACAGGCCCUGCCUGAGCCCCCGGUCCCCACAUCUCUACCGGCUCCUCCUGAGGGCGCCCCAACGAUUGGGAGCCCGGGCCCGGGGCGGGGGGACAGGGGCACCCCCCUCGUCCUGGAGAAAGCUCGUCCCCAGGGUGCCGGCGGCGUCUUGACUGAGCUGCUCUCUCCUGUGGACGAGGAGCUGUCCUACGGCAGCGGGGACCUCCCGUCCUCUGUCCACGGGGACGCCACCCGCCCCCGCCACCUCCGGGCCCCGGCGGCCGCGGCCUCCCCUCCCCCCCGGAGGGAGGACGCCGACAGCGCCACCGAGGGCCUGUCCUCCCUGUCCCAGGAGGCUCCGGACGAGGCCCCCACCUUGGUGCCCCAGGAGGCGGGGCUCCGCCUGGGGGCAUCUGGGCAAGACGGAAGCCUGGGUGGUAAGCGGAGUGGAUCUGCCCACAGCCAGCCGUCUGAACCCAUGGACUGGCCAGUGCCCCCUUGGAGGGCGGAUACCGGCAGCCCCCCUGAGGGGGCCCCAGGGCCACGGGCAGAGUCCCCGGCUGCACUCCGGGCGGCCGGCGCCUGCGGGGAGGGUGUGACGGGACCACCGGCGGCUAAGCCUCCGCGGGAGCCCCCGCCGCCCGCGCUGGACUUGGGGCUCUACGCUGCUACGGCCCUGGAUGGGGCCCUGGGAAAUCUGGGCAGGUUCCAGAAAGGGGUACAACGUUUUGAGGGGGCUGAGGGCCAGCAAGGGCCAGGGAACCUCUUAGACAGAAGGGCAGCUGCUUGCCCCCCCUGGCCCGCCCGCGAGGAGGACGAGGGAGGCCUGGGCCGCCGGGCGGAGGCCCAGCCGGGGCUCCAGGGUUCCCCGGGCAGAGCUGCAGGUGCCGGCCCAGCCUCGGGCCCCUGCACCGAGGUCCAGGGCGCGGAGGCGGCCGGGGUGGUGGACCGGGUCUCCUCCCAGCUCGGCAGGAGGGUCCUGCGUGUCUCCCUGGCCGUGCUCUCGGGGCGAAACCCUCAGGACCGUGCCUAG
Messenger RNA from Perognathus longimembris pacificus (Pacific pocket mouse), 2019 nucleotides. Its product is annotated as collagen alpha-1(I) chain-like. The record is from RefSeq and is a predicted model, not a curated record. The coding region runs from base 1 to 2019 and encodes 672 amino acids. The transcript has 2 exons. Lineage: Eukaryota; Metazoa; Chordata; Mammalia; Rodentia; Heteromyidae.